Ascoidea rubescens DSM 1968 is the source of this 1064-nucleotide messenger RNA. RefSeq lists its product as uncharacterized. NCBI's taxonomy places the organism in Eukaryota, Fungi, Ascomycota, Saccharomycetes, Ascoideales, Ascoideaceae. The transcript has 3 exons. The coding region runs from base 1 to 1011 and encodes 336 amino acids. The record is from RefSeq and is a predicted model, not a curated record.
AUGUCCUUUUCUUUUGCAAAGAACUUCAACUUUCAGAACUUCUCCAGCUCCUUGCAAGGUUCGCUCAAGGAAAUCUCCAAGGAUGUGAAUAAUGCAUUGAAGCCUUUGAAUGAGAACUUGCAACCCUUCACGCAGAAGACCUUUAGGCUGAUUCAAGGGCGAUUCAUUCCCAACGAAGAUGUCAGUGAGUUGCCUCAGGAGUACUUGCUUUUGGAGAAGAAAUGCGAUACCUUAAGAAAUGUGUACAAGCAACUUUUGUCAGUGACCCAAACGUACGAAAUUGAGGGCUACGAUUAUCCUCCAAAUUUGAAAGAAUCAAUCGUGGAUUUCUCAAAGGCAUUUAGCGAGAAAGUCCAGGGUCUAGCAGCUGCCGCCACAACAGAAGAAGCAGAGAAGAUACUAUCAACUCCUUCUUCUAGCCAGCAAUACCCUAAUACUUUGGCUCAUGCCUUAUCCAGAGCUUGUUUUAGCUCAAGAAAUUUAUUAUUAAAAAUUGAUCAGAAUAGCAAUAGAAACGCAUUGGCAAAAGUUCUAUUCUUACUAGGUGAAAGUCAAAGAGAUAUUGGUGACAAAAGAUUGGAUCAAGAUAAGUUAAUCUUUCAAGAAUUUAACCAAAAGAUUCAAGAUAUCUUAAAUAAGAGUUUUAAGGAAACUACUGACGAUAGAAAAAAAGUGGAAACCUCAAGGUUAGUCUUUGAUCAACUAAGACAUGAAAUCAAACUGGAUAAAAUUAAAAGGGAAAAAUUAAUUGAAUUGAAUAAUAAAUUAGAAAUAGCAGAAGAUGAAUUGGUUAAUAACACUGCUCAGGCAGUUAAUUCAAUGAAAAAAUUAAUUGAUCCACUAGAAUCAAUAAAUUUAAUUAAAAUCUUUAUCAAAAUUCAACUAAAUUAUCACCAAUUUAUUGUUAACAAAUACAAUACUUUAUUAACUGAAAUUGAUAAAAUACCAAUUGACGAUGAAGAAGAAGAAGAUGAUGAUGAUGGAGAAACUGACUCAUCUGAUGAUGAAUGAAAUAUUUUAUAAAUUUCAUAAUUUUUAUAAAUUUAUUAAAUAUAAGUUUAUAU